Messenger RNA from Populus trichocarpa (black cottonwood), 1420 nucleotides. RefSeq lists its product as uncharacterized. Bases 445 to 822 code for a protein of 125 amino acids. The transcript is spliced from 3 exons. The record is from RefSeq and is a predicted model, not a curated record. Lineage: Eukaryota; Viridiplantae; Streptophyta; Magnoliopsida; Malpighiales; Salicaceae.
UAAUCUGGUUCCUUAGGCAAGUCAGAUUGCAGAUGGUUUUUGACAACAAUGGCUACUAGAUAAAAAAUCUUAAAUCUUUUGGAAAUUACAAUGAAAUUAAACAGCAGAGAAGAAGAAGUGGAUCUAUCUUUUAGAAUCUAUGGACUAAAAUAAAGUUUAACCAAAAAUAGUUGCACCAAAUGCGAAAGCAUCGUGCGAUGAAUGGGAAGAGGUAGCGCGAGACUUCAAGUCGUCCCUUUUAAUCGCCACUGCCGUUGAUAGGGAAAAACCAUCGGUGCCCAUUUAACAAUCCUUAUAACUCUCACUCUCACUCUCUGUGUGUGCGUGUGUGUGUAUAUAUAUAUAUAUUCUUUCGAGCAGGCAAGGCAUGAACAAUCAUUGUAUAUUUGAUUUCUCUGCUUUUCAAUUAAUAUAGAGCAAGGAGACAGCGCAGCAGUGAUAACCAUGGAGUGCCAAACGACAACUGGGAAAAGGGCUUGCAGAUCGAUUGAGAGCAGGUUUCAGAAAAGAAAAGGACGUGGAAAAACAAAAUCAAGCAUGAAAAGGUUGGAAGCAGAGAUGGCAGAGAUCGGUGAACAGCAAAAAAGAGUUAAAAAAGGGCAAAUGGAAAUAAGGGAGAGGUUUAAGGAGAUGGAAUUUGAGUGUGAUCAACUCAAGAAGGAAACAUUCCUUAUCUCGAAACAGGCUGGACGCAAUCAACAACGACUAAAUCUUAUGUUCAAAAUCGUAAAAGCUCGAGAAGAAAAUAAUAUUUCUGAAGCUGACAAACUCACUCAAUCUCUUCGAGAAUGCAUGAAGCACAACAUGGAAAACAAUCCCUGACUAGCUAUUUCCACAUUCAAGUGAUAAAGUAACGAGAAGAAGGAAUAAUAAAGUAUGCACCCGCCAUCCCAUAUCAGUAUAAAACAGGAGUGCAAAAAUGAGCUUGCUGUUCUGCUUUUUAAGUUCUUUAUAUAUAUAUAUACAUAUAUAUAAACCCUACUCUAAAGCUUAUUGGUGGGCACCCGCCAUCCCUGUAUGGAAUUUGAGAAAAACAAAGGCUGCAUUGGAUUUGGAGCAGUGAUGGCAAUCGGGUUGACAGCAGCAAUAGCAGCAGUUGAAAAAGAAGUCAUCAGGUUUGUUGCAGCAACAACAGUAGAGGAGGAAGACCUUGAUGAUGAUGAUGAUGAUGAGUUUCUGUUGUUGGCUUGUUGCUGUUAGGAUUAAUGCUCUGAUACAAGUUAAAGGAGGCUAUAAACAUGUUGAGACAUAAACUAGAAGCCAAUAUGUUUUAGGGCUCCAAGCAGAGCCUUAUAUAUGUUUAUCUUUAAGGUUCAAAAGAGAAGUUUUGGCAGUAUUAUGUUUUUGCGGAUCUGUCUUUAGUCCAAGUCGGCUUUGAAUUUUUAUUUUAAUCCAAAUAAUUAUUUUAUUUAUUUUAUAA